AUCAGGGUUUUGAAUUUGAAAUUCAACUGUUCAAGAAAUGGGAAGCUCCGAAAUCAGAAGAGAUUCGCAGAACAAAUUGAGGAAUGAUUUGAAGUUAUAGACUUUACAUUUGGUGAUUUUGAAACAGGGAGAGAUCAGAGGGCAUAAACAAAAAUGAAAUUCAAGGAUUUCAAGAAGCACAAGAAAAGUGAUAAGAAGAAGAACGUGGUCUUGGUUGGGAUUAAAAUUGAUGGCCAAAGCAGAGAGCUUCUCGGAUGGGCUCUGGCGGAAGCUGCUGAAGCCGGAGACUGCGUUAUUGCAGUUCAUGUCUGUCGAAGUUCUGAUCAGUCUGUGAAGGAAAAGCCAAUAGUGGAUAGUUAUGUAGAAGCUUAUGAAGGGUUAUGUAAUAUAAAAAAGGUACACCUCACCAGUCAGGUAUUGACAGGAAGCUCAAUCCGAAAGGCGCUAGUGAAAGAGGCAAAGAACCAUGAAACUAUGGCUGUAGUUGUAGGCACAGGCAAUUCAAGCACUGAAGGGGGUAAGGAUUCUACGGCAAAAUACUGUGCUAAAAAAUUGCCUCCAGGCACAGAUGUUGUGGCAAUUAACAAGGGAGAAGUUGUAUACAGAAGAAGUACAAGUUAUGAACAAUCAGGUCUAGCAGUUGAUGAGUCAAGGCCAAGUAUGAGUCAGAUUUAUAAUUCUCUUCCUAGAAUAAAAAGCCAAUCUGAAUUUGGUGACUCUGAGGCGGAAACAGAAACUGAUAAAUCAUUUUCUGACAAGGCUCAGAGCUCCCAAGCUAGUUCCAUGUGUGGCAAUGAAGACCUGAAGAAAGAAAAUAAGAGAGCUCAUAAUAGAUCAGCUUCUUCACUCAGUAUAGGAGAGUCUGCAGAGAAGUGCCUCGGAUGGCCUUUGCGUAGAGCAAGUUCUAUGAGUACACAAAUUCCGGGCACAAGGAACAUUUCUGUGGUACAAUGGGUGAUGAGCUUACCAGAUCGUUCUCCACAGCAGUCUCCUCGAUUUUCAAUCAUUAGAGAAACUUCCUUUGAAGGAGGUAUCGAGAGUACUUCUGCUUUGGAUGAGCUACCGAAUGAGUUGAAGAGUCUACUGGAAACAAAUCGUUGCAGAUGGUUCAGUCAUGAGGUUCUGAAAACUGCAACCACAAAUUUUUCCUCAGAAAAUCUUAUUGGGAAAGGAGGAUGCAACCUUGUAUUCAAGGGAAUUCUACCAGAUGGCAAGAAAGUGGCAGUAAAGCUUAUGAAGUCAUCCAAAGCAAAAAUGAAGGAUUUUACUCAUGAAGUUGAUAUCAUCUCCUCGUUGACGCACGAGUACAUCAUGCCUCUGCUUGGAUUCUGCUCUGAAGAGAAUAUUCUGAUAUCUAUUUAUGAUUUUUCGCCUAAAGGAAGCUUAGAGGAGAAUUUACAUGUUAAUGCAGGCAAGAAUAAAGGCAAACCUGUAUUGUCAUGGGAAGUGAGAUUCAAAGCUGCUCUUGGGAUUGCUGAAGCUCUAAAUUACCUGCACAACGAAUGUUCUCCGCCAGUUAUUCAUAGAGAUGUUAAGUCUUCAAACAUUCUUCUCAUGCCAGAGUUAGAACCACGGUUAUCUGAUUUCGGCCUUGCAAUAUGGGGACCGACAACUACGUCUUCCCUGACUGAAUGCACUGUAGAGGGAACAUUUGGUUAUCUUGCUCCUGAAUAUUUCAUGUAUGGAAAAAUCAGUGACAAGAUUGAUGUCUAUGCCUUUGGUGUAGUCCUGCUUGAACUAUUAUCAGGAAGAAAACCUAUUGGCUCUGACACUGACAAACAGCAAGAGAGCUUGGUCAUGUGGGCAAAGCCUAAACUGGAGAACGGAGAUAUACAUGACAUACUGGAUCCAAACUUCGAUGGAAAGUUGGAUGAGAUUCAGGUACUGAGAAUGGUUUAUGCAGCAAAACUGUGCAUCAUACGCUCAGCUAGGCUUCGCCCUAAAAUGAGUCAGAUAGUGAAUCUCCUAAAAGGGGAUCAAGAUGUGGAAAUGUAUGUGAACCCUCCAUAUUUUGAUGUUGAGGAUACAGAAAACCGAGAUGACAAUGAUGAUGAAGUUUAUCCAAAUUCAAGUGCAGAGUUACAUUUAAACCUUGCGCUGCUUGAUGUUGACGAUAAUACAACAUCAUUCAGUAGUGUGGAGCACAGCACCCGUUCUUGGGAAGAAUAUUUGGAAGGGAGAUGGAGCAGAUCAUCAAGCUUUGAUUAGCUUUUCUUGUACACUCUUGAUAUUUUCUUCUCGUCUUGUUUUGUAUGUUGUGUUCACUUACUCGCGCGGACAUGAACUUAGCAAAUCUGUACAGUAUAGGGAAAAGGAAUGCCUCUCUAAGAGUGAGGUGAUUUGUAGACAUAAACAUGUGCAGAUGAAAAAUAAAUAUAUAUAGAAGAUUAAAUUUUUGACUUGGCGU
Messenger RNA from Fragaria vesca subsp. vesca, 2407 nucleotides. RefSeq names its product probable receptor-like serine/threonine-protein kinase At5g57670-like. The coding region runs from base 154 to 2208 and encodes 684 amino acids. Gene Ontology annotation, molecular function: protein kinase activity; ATP binding; methyltransferase activity. The transcript is spliced from 10 exons. Gene Ontology annotation, biological process: protein phosphorylation; methylation. The record is from RefSeq and is a predicted model, not a curated record. Lineage: Eukaryota; Viridiplantae; Streptophyta; Magnoliopsida; Rosales; Rosaceae.